Paramecium sonneborni is the source of this 2897-nucleotide messenger RNA. The record is from the annotation of a GenBank genome assembly. NCBI's taxonomy places the organism in Eukaryota, Ciliophora, Oligohymenophorea, Peniculida, Parameciidae.
AUGAAAUUAGUUUGCCGUUUAAGACCAUAACCAAAUAAUACAUCUUAGAGUACUGUAAACUCAAAAAAGGAUGUACGUACUAACAUCUUUGCUGGUGUAUUAUCUAAUGAAUGUAUAUUUUGUACCAUGAUAAGCACCCCAGACUCUUGUAGUAAGCUCACGUAAUGCAAUUUCUUAAAAGAUAAUCUAUGAGUAUUUAAAAAAUGAUUCAGAUAUUAUGAGAUAAAGAUAAUCUAUUAUUGAGAAUUCUGAUCUCUUUUAAUUUGAUCAGGUUUUUGGAGAAAAGGCUAAUUAAUAAUUGGUUUAUGAUUAGAUGAUGGCAACUAAAGUUAACAAUAUGAUAACUGGUUAAUCAGGUUCUUUACUUAUUGUUGGAGGGCCUGAAAGUGGAAAAAAAUACACUAUAAAAGGUGAGGAAAGAGGCUAAGAAAAAGGUUUAGCUGUAUUGAUAGUUGAGAACAUACUUAAUUUAAUUGAGGGUUCAAAAUAAUUAAGAGGGAAGGGAAAAUUAAAUAUUUCAAUAUCUUUAGUAAAUAAUAUAGAAGUAAUUGAUUUGGUAGGGUCAUCUAGAAAUUAAACUGUCAAAUUUUCAUAAAUCAAGAGUGCAAGUGAAUUCAAAAAAAUACUUAAUUAAAGUUUAUUUUAAUAUAAGUAAUAUGUUAAAGAGCAUCCUGAAUCAAAAAAUAAUCAUAUUUUUAUAAAAUAUUUAAUUGAAUAAGAUAAAUAGGAAGUAGCUUAAUUACAUUUGAUUAUCUUUAAUGAAUUUAAAAGAGUAACAUAAGAGGCUAAGGAUUUUUAAGGGAAAUUAAAAUAAUUGCUUACAUCUUUAUAGGAUUUUUAAGAGAAAGACUUAGAAAGUAAAUCAUUAUAAUAACUUUAUCUUUCAUUUAGAGAAACUAAAUUCAAUAAUAUAACUGUUAUGUUUUGUGUUUCUGAAGUUUAAUAAGAUCAUAUAACAGCUUAUAUGACAUUAUAAUUUGCUGAAGAAUUGAGAUAAACAAUAAAGCCUUAAACAUAAAGGAUUGCUUUAUCUUAGUUGGAUAAUUAAUCAAAAUCAUAGUUAGGAAGAGAUAAUUUAACAUAAUAAUAAUUUGGAUAAAAGGGAUCGAUUGAUGAUUAAGCAUCUAGAAUUAUAAAACCAGAAGGAUCUGAUUAGAUUAUGAGAUUUGGAUCUGAUUAAAAUUUAAGGCCAGGAUCAGAUUAAACAGUUUUACAUUAAUCAAAAAUUUAUAGUAUAAUAGACAGAUAACCAAAUAAGUAGGAUACAAAUUAUUCAAAAUAAUUUUAAGAAUUGAAAGAUUUAUUGAAAGAAAAAGAAGUAAUUGAUGAUUAUAAGUAAUUUAAAAGCAUAUAGUAUUUAUAGAGUCUUAAGAUUUGAAAAGGAAUUGAAGAAUUUAUAAGAGGAGAAUUUACGAUUAUAGAAUAAGGUUUAUCAAUAAGAAGAUUCAAUAAAACAGAGGGAUCAUUUAAUAUAAUAGUUGGAAUAACAUAUGGACGAUAAUAAAAAAUAAAUGGAAAUGGAACAUCAAUUAUUUACAUAAGCAUAAUAGAAAGAGAAUAUUUAUGAAUAAAAUCAAGAAGAGUUGAAUGAAGCUGUAGCAUAAUUGAAUAAUUAAUUGAGAUAUUGUAAUGAAGAAUCAUAGUUAUAAAAAUAAAAAAUAAAAGUAUUGGGAAAUGAUAUUGAAAUGAUGAAAGAGUAAGAGCAUAAGAAUGCUAAACAUUAUGAAAAGAGAGAGGAUGAAUUUAUGGGAUUAAUUCAGUAGGAAUAAGAGCGCAAUAGACAAUUAUAUUAAGAAUUAGAUUAUUUUGCUAUAGAGCUGAAGAAUAGAGAAUAAUAAUUAUUUGCAAAUGAAGAUAAUAUAAAAACAUUAAAUAAGGUGAUUGAAGAUUAAUCUAAAAGAAUUGAAGAAGAGAAAUAAAAGAAUAAGGAAUUAUGUGAGAGUAUAAACAAUCACAAAUAAAAACAAGAAGAGGCAAUUAGAGAUAUAAACAACAUAGAAUAAAGAUUCACCAAAUUAAAGGUUAAACUGGAGACAGAAAAUCAAUAAUUAAAAUAGGAAAAAGAAAAAUAUUUAUAGAAAUAUAAGGAGAAAUUAAAAAAAUAUAAAACUUAAAUUAAAUAGUUUGAAUAAGAGAAUGGUUAUAUGAAAAUGGAAAGAGUAAAAUUGUAGACAGAAAAUGAUUAGUUGUAUGGUAUUUCAAAACAAUUAGAAACAUAAUUAGGUAGAGUAAAUAGUGAAACAACAGAGAGAAUAGGAGGUUCUUAUGAUGCAUAUGAGUAAGAGAGAAUAAAAUCUCAAAAUAUUUAAUUGAAUAAUCAAUUGAAUUAAGCUGAGUAUGAGGUAAUUAAAAUUAAAUUAAUAUUUUAGAUAAAAUAAUUAUCUCUUUAGUUAAAUAAUGCAAUAUAGUAAUUGGAACAAACUAAUAUUGAAUAUGAUCGAAUUUUGUAGGAUAAUUAGAGAUUACAGAAAUAAGUAGAUGAUAGAUAAUCGGAAGCUAAGAAAAAUGAGUUGAUGAUAGAAAAGGUUGUGGAAUUAAGUGAUAAAUAAUUGAAUGAUUUGGAAUCUAAGUUCAAUAAAUUAACAGCUUAAAUAAAUUCAUUAUAACAUGAGAAAAAGUCAUUAUAGUUAGAAAAUUAGAAUAUAAAGAAUUAAUUAGAAUAAAUGGAUGGAAAUGAUUUAGUUUUAGAGAAGAGAAUAGUGAAAUUAAGAAAAGAAAAUAAGGAUUUAAGUAAUUAAAUAAAAUAGUUAAAUUAAAAUAUGAAAGAAAUGAUUGUAGAGAAGCAUUCAGAGAUGAGAAAUACAUCUUUACAUUAAAGUAGAUAUAGUAAUAAAUUGUUGAGUUAAAAUUAAUCUUAUAGAUCAUAAAAAUUAAUAGAUGAAGAUGAUGUUAUUUGA